AAAGAGAUAGUGUUCUGAAGCAAGUUAAAAACAGUGUUAAGCCAGAGAUUGACNCCAUCUGCCGGCCUUUACACUAUUCAGCUGUCAUCAACCCUAGAGCCUGCUAUGCAUUGUUGCUGGCUCUGUGGCUUGGAGGAUUUACCCAUUCCAUUGUACAAGUAGCACUUAUCCUGCACUUGCCUUUCUGUGGCCCAAACCAGCUGGAUAACUUCUUCUGUGAUGUCCCACAGGUCAUCAAGCUGGCCUGCACUGACACCUUUGUGGUGGAGCUUCUGAUGGUCUCCAACAGUGGCCUGCUCACACUCCUGUGCUUCCUGGGGCUUUUGGCCUCCUAUGUGGUCAUUCUCUGCCGAGUUAGAGGGCACUCCUCUGAAAGAAAGAACAAGGCUUUCUCCAUAUGCACUACCCAUAUUAUCGUUGUGUUUCUUAUGUUUGGACCUGCCAUUUUCAUCUAUACUCGCCCCUUCCAGGCUUUCCCAGCUGACAAAGUGGUUUCUCUUUUCCACACAGUCAUCUUCCCUUUGAUGAACCCUGUAAUUUAUACUCUUCGCAACCAGGAAGUGAAAGCUUCCAUGAGGAAGUUCUUAAGUCAGCACAUGGUUUGCUAG
Galeopterus variegatus (Sunda flying lemur) is the source of this 608-nucleotide messenger RNA. RefSeq names its product olfactory receptor 4N5. The transcript has a single exon. Gene Ontology annotation, cellular component: membrane. The record is from RefSeq and is a predicted model, not a curated record. The annotation marks the transcript as partial. Gene Ontology annotation, biological process: G protein-coupled receptor signaling pathway. NCBI's taxonomy places the organism in Eukaryota, Metazoa, Chordata, Mammalia, Dermoptera, Cynocephalidae. Gene Ontology annotation, molecular function: olfactory receptor activity.